AUGUCUACACUCUCUGUCUGUCUGUCUUUCUAUCCAUCUCAGUCCAACUCAUCUAUCUAUCUAUCUAUCUAUCUAUGUGUUCAUAUCUAUCUAUCUAUCUAUCUAUGUGUUCAUAUCUAUCUAUCUAUCUAUCUAUCUAAAUCGGUCUUUCAUUAUCUAUCUAUCUUAGUCUGUUCAUUAUCUAUCUAUCUAUCUUAUCUGUUCAUUAUCUAUCUAUCUAUUCUUAGUCUAUUCAUUAUCUAUCUAUCUAUCUUAUCUGUUCAUUAUCUAUCUAUCUAUCUUAGUCUGUUCAUUAUCUAUCUAUCUAUCUUAGUCUGUUCAUUAUCUAUCUAUCUAUCUUAUCUGUUCAUUAUCUAUCUAUCUAUCUUAGUCUGUUCAUUAUCUAUCUAUCAUCUUAGUCUGUUCAUUAUCUAUCUAUCUAUCUUAGUCUGUUCAUUAUCAUCUAUCUAUCUUAGUCUGUUCAUUAUCUAUCUAUCUAUCUUAUCUGUUCAUUAUCUAUCUAUCUAUCUUAGUCUGUUCAUUAUCUAUCUAUCUAUCUAUCUUAGUCUGUUCAUUAUCUAUCUAUCUAUCUAUCUUAGUCUGUUCAUUAUCUAUCUAUCUAUCUAUCUUAGUCUGUUCAUUAUCUAUCUAUCUAUCUAUCUUAAUCUGUUCAUUAUCUAUCUAUCUAUCUAUCUUAGUCUGUUCAUUAUCUAUCGAUCUAUCUUAGUCUGUUCAUUAUUUAUCUAUCUAUCUAUCUUAGUCUGUUCAAUAUCUAUCUAUCUAUCUAUCUUAGUCUUCUGUUCAUUAUCUAUCUAUCUAUCUAUCUUAGUUUUCAUUAUCUAUCUAUCUAUCUUAGUCUGUUCAUUUUAUCUAUCAUCUAUCUUAGUCUGUUCAUUAUCUAUCUAUCUAUCUUAUCUUUCAAAUCUAUCUAUCUAUCUUAGUCUGUUUCAUUAUCUAUCUAUCUAUCUUAGUCUGUUCAUUAUCUAUCUAUCUAUCUUAACUGUUCAUUAUCUAUCUAUCUAUCUUAUCUGUUCAUUAUCUAUCUAUUAUCUUAGUCUGUUCAAUAUCUAUCUAUCUAUCUUAGUCUGUUCAUUAUCUAUCUAUCUAUCUUAG
Molecule: messenger RNA, 1092 nt
Organism: Acanthosepion pharaonis
Lineage: Eukaryota; Metazoa; Mollusca; Cephalopoda; Sepiida; Sepiidae
Source: the annotation of a GenBank genome assembly